AUGGCGUGUCCACAAGACGCUCCCCAGCAGCGAUUGCAGGAAGAGCUGCAGCCGCAGGCUCCAGAGGUUUGCUGCUGGCGCUUUGAGCCCGUGAAGGCACUGGGCAGGGAGGGAGUCAUCGUGUUAUCUGCCAAGCGUCUGCUUUUCGCAUCGCAUAAAGGGAGCCCUAGCAAAAGCGCUGAUGGCGAGGGCGACGCUAGUGCCAGCAUUCCCAGCAGUAGCAGCAGCAGCUCCUCUUGCUGGGAGCUGCUGCUGCAGUUUCCUCUGGCCGCGUGGACUGCAACUGAGCGCUCAAAGAAAGCCGCAAAGGCGCGCAUGUCGUAUUUCGUUCCCACAGCAGCUGCUGCUGCUGCUGCAGAGGCGGCUGGGGGGGGGACGGGAAUGGCAGUGCAGUCUGUGGUUGUUGACUUCUUGGGAGUUCGCGAGAAGAUGGAGCUCUGCUGCCGCUCUCUGCAGACGUUAGCCUCCGCGUCAAGAACUGUCCAAUCCAGCAGCAGCCUUCUAUGCCCCUUGGAAGUACCACUGCUGCUGCAGCUGCUGCAGCUUCCCGCAGAGACUCCGCUGCGAAUCGCGCCGGCCUUAUUGCAGCAGGAAGAUCUGCGGCAGCAGCAGCUGCAGCAACAGCAGCAACAACAAUUGCAACAGCAGCAGGCACAGCUGCAGCAAUUGGAGGGGCCUCAAAGCGAUCGGCAAGAAUCCGAGGCUGCAGGCAGUGCAGCAAAGGCAGAAGGCGCAUCUGCAGCAGCACCAGCAGCGACUGACAGACAGCAUGCUGCUUUCCUAGAACCGUCUGCUGCUACAGCAGCUGCCCCUCUUUCACCUCCCGAACCACCGAGUCUCGAGAAGCUGUUGCAGCAGCAACGACAACAGGAGUCUGAACAGCUGCAGCAGUUCCAGCAGCAGUUGCUGCAGCAAAAUCGAGAGCUAAUGGCAGUCUAUCAGGCGCUUGUAGGACCGCCUGACGCGCAUCAGAGUGUAGAUGCCACUUCCCAUGGGGGCUUAUCGGACAGUGAAUUCUGGAGGCUGCAUCAGCAGCAGCUGCAAGCUCUCCAACCCCAACCAGCACCUGAGGCUGUCUCCGCCUCCUUCUUGUCACGACCUCCGCAGUAUCAUAUGGGGCCUCCCCAGUCUGGACAGGCAGGCUUGCCUGCAGAGCUGGUAGUCGACUGCAGCGAGCAAAUGCUUAGUCAGAUCCUGAAGGAAGACUCCACCAUCAGGACUGCGCACGCUGCCCUCGUAGAAACAGGGCGUAUGGCUGCUGACCGCUUCUGGGGUCGCAUCUUUCGCUCACAGUACUUCCAGAGAGGCAUCGGCCUCCCUGAGAGGCAGAAGGAGUCAGACGAUGCAGAGGCUUCGGCUUUUGUGGCGGCGUUUUUGAAGGAAACGCCCCUCUCAGCACGUGAUACACUAUCGCUACCAGGGAUAGAGAGGACGCUACUCUCGGAUGCCGACUUACGGGUGAGGGGCUUUGGACUGCCAGAUGGUUUGUCGUCUUUGGCAGGUGAUCUCGCGGAGCUACCCGUGCCGCCUUCUUUAGGGUCUGCUGCGGCUCCCUCUGGUGAUGCGACUGCCACUGCAAGCGUCGGCUGCCUCGUGAGUCGCUUCAACCGUCACUCUCAGCGCCUCCUGUUGCAGCAACUGCUGCAGCCAGCAGCAGCUGCCGCAGCCAUCAGCGAUACGACCGGCCCUCAAGAGAAGCUGCAGCUGCUACUGCAGCAGGAGCAGCGCAAGAAACACCCCAGAACCUCUGCAGGGGCUAAUAUGAGCAUUCCAGCAGUACCCGCGAGCGAAGCAGCCACUCUGGGUUACGGAGUCUUGGAAGAAGAAGCGCCGUUGCUGGCGUCACUGCGCCUUGAAGAGCUGAACGACGCUGCACCCGCCAGAUACCAGACUCUUGAAGUGAGCAGGCGGCAGCUCUACGCCGCUGGUUCUCGCGUCUCUAAGGGCAUGUCUCCAGCGGCUUCUGCGGAAGCCGUCAGGGGGGGCCCUUCCUCAGCUACAGCAGCAGCAGCAGCAGCAGAGGCAACAGCCGGAGCGCCACGAGGCAAGGGCGCCGCAAACGCAGCAGACACAGACACGGCCACAGCAGAGAACGCUCAAGCCGCGCAAGAAGCCAAGGCUGCGCAUGCCUGGCUGUGGGCGCAGAAAGAGCGAGCAAACGAGAGGAACAAAGGCGCUCUCCAGGCUGCAGAGGAGGUGGCAGCAGUCUACGAGACUGGGCGCUAUAUGUUCGUCUUCAACACGAAACUGUGCCAAAAGGAUAAGGCAGCUCAGGUUGCAACGCUGGACUAUGAGCUGGCCACGGUAAAUGCAGUGAGAACCCGACAGGCCCGCUUGGGAGAGUUGCUGCGGCACUUCUACAGCACAACGUUGCCAGAGGACAAGAAGAGGACACGACUUGUUCAGGCGCUCGAUGCGAUCAAAGCGGAGCUCGAGAACUCCCAAGAUUUUUCCGGAGGGUUCACUGGUGCUGCAACGAAGGCCCUGAGUGCCCCACUUGUGGAGCAAAUUACGGCAGCUCGCCGCCAUGCGAACCGCCUACAUCGACUCCUGCAGGCGGCCAGAGAGAAACGUGCAACGCAGCAAAUCAGGCAAUCGGGGCAGCUAAAGCAACAGGCUUCUGUAGGCUGA
Messenger RNA from Cyclospora cayetanensis, 2631 nucleotides. RefSeq lists its product as uncharacterized. The transcript has 13 exons. Lineage: Eukaryota; Apicomplexa; Conoidasida; Eucoccidiorida; Eimeriidae. Gene Ontology annotation, cellular component: transcription factor TFIIH holo complex; transcription factor TFIIH core complex. The record is from RefSeq and is a predicted model, not a curated record. Gene Ontology annotation, biological process: nucleotide-excision repair; transcription by RNA polymerase II; transcription by RNA polymerase I. Bases 1 to 2631 code for a protein of 876 amino acids.